AUGACAGCCACUGCGCCACCGCCCGCAAUCGUGAUGCAUCAGCCAAAGGAGCCGCCGAUCUUUCGGGGAUUAUCACGUGAGGACCCAGAGACGUGGCUAGAGUCGUACGAGAGGACUGCGGCCUUAAACGACUGGGACAUCAGCGACAAGUCACGCUAUGUGUACUUCGCUUUGCAAGACAGAAGCGUGCUGUUUCAUUAUUAUGUAACAGUAGCCGCGAAUAUUUCCUUACCUACGACCACUUCUGUGCGGACCAAUUCGAGCCGAUACUGCUGCGCAAGUUUGGUAUUAAAAAGUUGGAGAGACGCGACGCCUACGAUCUUCAGUCAACAGCGUUUGCAAACGUCAGAAUGCAAUGAUUCAGCCCACUCAUCUUGUGGCCUUAAUCGGCUACUAACAGCAGCUGCUGUUGUUGAUGAAGCCAAAGGGACACACUGCCCGUCUGCUGCGAAUGUGCUUCUGACACCAGCUGCUGUUGAUGGCUAUGAAGCCAACACUGAUGCCACUCAAGCACGGUUAGGUUCUUCACAAGGUCACACUGCCACUGAUUCAGCACCAUCGUAUUUUCCAGAAGACGCACCUUCAAGUUCCGAAUGUGACGCACUGCCAGCUUGUUCAACAGCUUGUUCAGCAGGUGUGGAAACCACCCAUGAACCGAGCUGCCAGCCAAUUCAAGCUUUGACGGUGCCUGUUGAGUCUCAGCAGAACUUUUGUGCUGCCUGUGGAGAACUUCUGUCUGCUGAGGGCACAGCUGAUGUCACUGGAUCCAGUUCAAGUAGUUGGGAUGCUGAUCAAGCAGUAGUAGCUGCCCUUCACAAAAGAAUAGCUACAUUGAAAGAGUGCUUGAACAACAUGAAGCGGAAAGUUGCUACACUGCAACAACAGAAAAGCCGAGCAAAUCGUAGAAACCAUGAACUCACGCGAAACAUCAAGAAGUACCUGUCACCAGAUCAACUGCAAGGCAUGCGGACUUCCAGUAUGCGAGAGAAGCAAUGGUCUACAGAGACUAUACAGAAAGGCCUCAAGCUCCGUUUGGCCUGCGGAUCCAGAGGCUACAAUGCUGUCAGGGAGCUUGCUGUACCCCUUCCGAGUGAAAGAACUUUACAACGUCGUGUUGAAAACUACAUGUUCUGACCAGGAAUUUUACACGAGGCUCUGCAGUUCCUUGCUUUGAAGGUGAAAGAAUUGUGUAGCUGAAUAUAUUUGUUACAUUAAUUCUCGUGAGCAUCUCUUUCAGCAGUACACCUUGCGCAAAAGGUGAUACCUUUUCCAAAGCCUUCUACUAUGGCAUGUCUCAUGAUCGUAUCAUCGUUUUCGCACGUAAACCAUAACAUUACGUUUUCAUGCGUUGUUAGUGCCAGUGUUAGUGCCUGCCACUGCGCUCUUUGUCGUGCACGUUUUAGCGGCCAUUCAUAAAGUUUCCACACCAUAUUCUGACCUUUCCUUCACUUAUCACUUCAGGUCAUCUAACUAGGCACAAUUCCUCAUAAAUUUCAAUAGGUGAUAAUAUUCUUGCAUGCAAAAAUCGAAAUACAGCUUGCACUGUGCACUGCCUGUUUAUUCUUGAAAAUUAUUGUAUUUUAAAUGUCUUUAUUAAUGCCUU
Rhipicephalus sanguineus (brown dog tick) is the source of this 1603-nucleotide messenger RNA. RefSeq lists its product as uncharacterized. NCBI's taxonomy places the organism in Eukaryota, Metazoa, Arthropoda, Arachnida, Ixodida, Ixodidae. The coding region runs from base 1 to 1134 and encodes 377 amino acids. The record is from RefSeq and is a predicted model, not a curated record. The transcript has 10 exons.